CCUUCUUUAUCCUGACAUCACAUUAAACCACGAGAAGGAGAAGAGAGAAAAUAAAAAAGAAACGAAAUCCAUGGCAAUCUCGAUCUUUGCUUUCUUGACCAGCUGGUUAGCACCGGGUUCACUCUUCCUCUUCCUGAAUAUUAUGAUUGCCACUAUUGCUCUUGCUUCCCGUUAUGGUACUCACAAUAAACCAGUACACGAAGACAAGCACCUCGCUCGAGCCCCUUCUCUUUUACAACGAGUCAAGUCCAUCGACUACUUCUCCUUCUACAAUUUCCCACCUGCCCAGGAACCCGAAAACACCACCCAGGAACAUGAUCCUCCCCAGCUCGAAAGAGCCCCUUCUCUUCUACAACGGGUCAAGUCCAUCGACUACUUCCCCUUCUACAAAUUCCCACCUGCCCAAGAACCCGAAAACACUACCCAGGAACAUGAUCCUCCCGAGCUCGAAAGAGCCCCUUCACUUUUAGAGCGGGUCAAGUCCAUCAACUUCUCUUCUUUAUACUACAGUACGGGACCGGAAGAAACAACCCAACAUCCCCCAGCUCAAACCAGGUCGGAUGCCGAUCCGGGUACGUGUCAUGAUCAUGAUCAUGAUCAUCAUGUGAAGAGGAUCCAGUCGGAGCACAUGAUGAAAGCUACGAAGAGGCAGGUGAAAAUGAAGAAGUCGGCAAGCGAAAAGGCGGUGAGCUUGGAUUUAGCGGAGGAAGUGGAGAGGGAGAAGGUUGAAGAAAGAAGGCCUGCAACGGCAAAGGCUUCAGAGAAAACAGUGAUGAUUGAAGAUGAAGAGGUUGAUGCUAAAGCUGAUGAUUUUAUCAACAGGUUCAAGCAACAGUUGAAGUUGCAGAGGCUGGAAUCCUUCCUGCGUUAUAAGGAGAUGCUCAAAGGAAAGCUAAGUAUAUAAUUUACUUUAAGAAGGUGGGGCUUUUCUGUCUCUCUCUUUCUGAAAUCUCAAAUUUUAGCAAGUUAGAGAGCGGAGAGAGCCAUUCCAGGGGAUGAGCAUAGAGUAAGCGAAUGUUUGGAAUUGGUGUAGUUGUUGUAGUUUAAAUUGUUGCGUCUGUCAGAGAGGUUUGCACUAUCUUUAUUUAAGAAAAACCUCGGGCGGUGGAGAGUAGAGACGAAAGAGCUGCCUUGUCCUGCUUACAAGAAGAUUUAGCAAGUUUGGUGUAGUUGUUUUGAAUUAAUUGUUAAUUAUGUUGGAUUAGAAGAAGAUGCUUGGAAUUGAAUGGGGCUGUUCUGAGAA
This is a messenger RNA of Populus euphratica (Euphrates poplar), 1243 nucleotides long. RefSeq lists its product as uncharacterized. Bases 71 to 904 code for a protein of 277 amino acids. Lineage: Eukaryota; Viridiplantae; Streptophyta; Magnoliopsida; Malpighiales; Salicaceae. The transcript has 2 exons. The record is from RefSeq and is a predicted model, not a curated record.